AUGUCCAAUGUCGCAAACGCCAAGCGAUGCAACAUUAAUUCAGGCUUCAAGCCCGCGGCCAAGAAGAAGAGCUGCGACAUCAACUACUCGAAGUGGGACGCCCUAGAGGACUCCGACGCCGACGACGACGCGGCGACGGAGGGGGGCAGCAGCGGCGGCGCCGCCCGCGCCGCCGAGGGCCAGCCAGUCGGCGGGGCAGAAGGCGUGCGCCACGGGGCCUGCAGCGGUUCCGAUAGGGCUGGGGGCGUUCCGCAGGGAAUUUGGAGGGGUCCCUGGGGGGCCUUGACGUGCGGCUGGUCCCUGUCGUUACCCCACUCCCUGCGCCAUUCGUCGAUAGCGCACCUCUGA
Messenger RNA from Prorocentrum cordatum, 348 nucleotides. The record is from the annotation of a GenBank genome assembly. NCBI's taxonomy places the organism in Eukaryota, Dinophyceae, Prorocentrales, Prorocentraceae.